Athene cunicularia (burrowing owl) is the source of this 4777-nucleotide messenger RNA. RefSeq names its product transmembrane protein 104 (gene SLC38A12). The transcript is spliced from 9 exons. The record is from RefSeq and is a predicted model, not a curated record. The coding region runs from base 76 to 1572 and encodes 498 amino acids. NCBI's taxonomy places the organism in Eukaryota, Metazoa, Chordata, Aves, Strigiformes, Strigidae.
AGGCAAUAGAAGUUGAAAACCCUCUCCUAAAAACAUCCUUCUCACUUUGCUGUGAGCUUUCCCACUGUCUUCAACAUGGCUGGUGGCAUUACUGACACAGGAGAGCUUUACUCUCCCUAUGUUGGUCUGGUUUACAUGUUCAACCUCAUCGUUGGAACAGGCGCCCUAACCAUGCCGAAGGCCUUUGCGGCAGCAGGGUGGCUCGUCAGCCUCGUUCUCCUAAUGUUCCUGGGAUUUAUGAGCUAUAUGACUACGACCUUUGUGGUGGAAGCCAUGGCUGCUGCAAAUGCCCAGCUGCGAUGGAAGAGAAUGGAAAAACGCAAGGAGGAUGAUGAGGAUGAGGAUUCUUCCUCUGGAGUAUCAGACAGUGAUGUUCUCCUCCAAGAUGGCUACGAGCGAGCAGAGACACGACCUAUCCUGUCAGUUCAGAGACGUGGUUCACCCAAUAUCUUUGAAAUCACCGAGAGAGUAGAAAUGGGUCAGAUGGCUUCCAUGUUCUUCAAUAAAGUGGGUGUCAACCUCUUCUAUUUCUGCAUAAUUAUCUACCUCUAUGGGGACCUGGCAAUCUACGCAGCAGCUGUACCAGUCUCCCUCAUGCAAGUGACCUGCAGUGCCACUGGCAACCAUUCCUGCAGUGUUGGAGAUGGCACAAAGUAUAACGAUACAGACAAGUGCUGGGGACCAAUUCGACGGAUUGAUGCUUACAGACUGUAUCUGGCAGCAUUCACUCUCCUUCUGGGUCCUUUCACCUUCUUCAAUGUGCAGAAGACCAAGUAUCUUCAAAUCAUGACCUCCCUCAUGAGAUGGAUAGCUUUCAUCCUCAUGAUUAUUCUGGCCCUUAUCCGCAUCAGCAGAGGCCAAGCUGAAGGCCACCCGUCCAUGGCCCAGCUGUCGGGCAUCCGCAAUCUCUUUGGGGUGUGCGUCUACUCCUUCAUGUGCCAGCACUCCCUGCCGUCCCUCAUCACACCCAUCUCCAAGAAGAAACAUGUCAACAAGCUCGUGCUGCUUGAUUACAUCCUGAUCCUGGCUUUCUACAGCCUCCUGUCCUUCACUGCCAUUUACUGCUUCCGCAAUGACACCCUCAUGGACAUGUACACACUCAACUUCACCAACUGCAAGAUCAUCAGCGUUGCCUUCAUUCGUUACUUCCUGGGCCUCUUCCCCGUCUUCACCAUCAGCACCAACUUCCCCAUCAUCGCAGUGACCCUGCGCAACAACUGGAAGACCCUUUUCCACAGAGAAGGGGGGACCUACCCAUGGGUGGUGGAUAGGAUUGUCUUUCCUGCCAUCACGCUGAUUCCCCCAGUGCUGGUAGCUUUUUGCACCCACGACCUGGAGUCCUUGGUGGGGAUCACGGGAGCCUACGCUGGCAAUGGGAUCCAGUAUCUCAUUCCAGCCUUCCUGGCAUACUGCAGUCGGAAGGACACUCAGUUGGUUUUCGGCAGCGGGACGGUUAACAAGCACCUCUCCCCUUUCCGGCACACCUUCUGGAUUGUGUUCGUGCUCAUAUGGGGCUUUUCUUGCUUUGUGUUUGUGACUGCGAACAUUGUCCUGAGCGAGUCAAAACUCUGAUGUGGGGGUAGCAGCAUGCUCCCUCCUGGGCUCCUGAGACUUCAGCAUUUCAGCUCCCACUCUGGGACUGUGGAGUGGGGGAGAGGCAAUAUGAAGGGAAAUUUCCAGGCCGUCGGCUUGGUGGCACAGGUUAGACCUGUACACAGACUUUCUUCACUCCGUUUUGGGUGUGGAUGGAGUGGAUUUAGCCUUGUUACAAUCCUGGUUCUCAGACCUGCUAUCCAAAGCCAUGGGGCUGAGCCCUUGGCAGCCUGCACGAUUAACCAGUGUCCAGCCAUUUCAGCCUGCAGCUCUGUUGGAGCAGCACUUUCUCUGUCCCUACAGUGGCUCUCUGUGUGCUGCAGGUCUCGGCACACAAGAGAGCAGACAGCCUUGGCUGCUCACUACACUAAUCGGCUGAAUGUCCCUUCUCCCAAAGACAGGGACGUGCUGUGCAGAAUCUGGCAGGAGUUUGGGAGAACUGAGUCUCUUCCUUUUGCUGAGACCCCUUCAAACCAACCUCCUGUGCCAGCUGAGGGAAGAAAAUAGGGUGGGAAUAGACCUAAUUCAGAGGAAAACAAUUUUGUGCUCUGUUACAUUUUCUUUUUCUAGAGGCAUUAACCUGUUUGUGCACCAUGGAUUGCCUGGGAUCUUUUGCUUAGAGAUGGAUUUCUCCAGCCCAGGAGUUUACAUUCACACUUCUCAUCCUGUUCCUGUGCUGUGGCAGCCCCAGCCGGACAGAGCAAUGCCCCUAUGCAUGCAGAGACACAGCUCUUGACCCCUGGAAAGGAAACUGCAGCCUUGCAUCCCUCGGCUCCUGCAUGCAGCUGGCAGAGCCCUUCUCCCUGUCCCACCUUUGCACGGGGCUGGUACAACAGCCAGACCCUGACUCCAGUGGUCAGGAUUGAUGUGGGCUGGGGAGCUGCUAAUUACCCAGUCCCCACACGCGGGAGGCCGGCAAGAGCUCUGGCUGUGCACACCGAUGCUUUUCCAGCCUCCUGCGCUGGGUAAUGAGCCUUGAAACAAGGUGGGUGUUAACUCAAGGGAGCAGGCUGGUGCCAGGAGGAAGCGGCGGUGCCCUGGCUUAGCUCUGCCUGCCUGCAGGAGCAGAGCUCCCCAGCGCUGCGGCAGAGCGAAAACUGAAACCCUGCUGGAGCUGGGCUUGAAUCCCCCCCUUUUCUCUUUCUGCACGGGGUUGUGGUGGGCUUUGGGCUGGUCCUGCUCAACUUAUCUGAGAAUUAGGCUGCCUGUUACCUUGGGUGGCCAGUGCUCUGGGUGAGUCUCUGCUUCUGGGGGUCACUCUAACACCACAUGGUGACAAACACUGGGUCCUGUGCUCUGAGGCCCUUGGGCAAAGAUCGUGGGUUUUCUAACAAAAGGAAGAACUUAAAAGUUUUCACCUGAAAUAUUUUAAACCCCCUUAUUAAAGCCAGUUCAAAGCCAGGUGCAUGUCACUUCUGUUAGAUCCUCUUGCCCUCUGCACUUGCUGCAGUAUUAAGUGUCACUGCUCGCUAAAGCAAGCUUUGAACUGCAGCUCUUUUUAAUCAAGCCCUGUUUUCAAGUAGGACUUUCUGGUUUCCAUAUGACCUGAAGUGCUCCUCCUGGGGGAAUAUGCAAGUACCUGGAGCUGUAUAAAAACACUUCAUGGCUUUUAAAGCAAAACCCUGCACCUCUCAAGCCUGAGCACCGCCAGUGUGUCCUUGCGAAGCUGCUUGGAGAGGAUCUGGGGGGGACUGUUUGCCUCCUCUCCAGCUUGAUCCUAAACAGGAAUUGGCAGCCCUCGCUGGUGAGUUUAAACAUCCCCAAGUGCCCCAGGGAAGCUGAUGUGGCAGGUGUCUCAGGAAAAGGUGGGUUGAAGGACAAAUUCAUGGGGCAGCAGAGCUUGGAGCCACCUGCGAGGCAGCGGGGAGCUGGGCAGAGCCGGAGGGAGGAAUUUAAUGCUGAUGAGCCUUUGGGAAGCUGGAGAGGCGGCGGGGGCUGUUCCUGUGCACAAGUGCACAGGUGGGGGUUUAUGGAGGGGGCUGAGGCCUUUCCUGUGGUGCUGGCUGCCCAUGCUUUGCAAGGCACUUGGCUCAGCCUCCCUCCCUUCAAGUGCCCAUUUCAAUCUCUUGCCUUCACAUUUCAUUGCCAGCCAGCGAAUGGGGCUGUUUGCAGUUAGUUCAUCUCCUCUCCUCCCUUCCCCUGUUGGGGUUGCCCUUGGUCUCCCUCCCUUCCUGCCCCUGUUUGAGGCAGGGUGCCCUCCUGCCUGCUUUGCCUGGGGUGGGAGCAGGCAGGGAACCCUGCCUGGCACACCCUCUUCUGCAAUCUCUUACACUUAAAGAUGUGCCUUCUCUCCCUGGCCGGGGCGCCCACCUCUCCUGCUCAGCACACUCUGGCAGUGACUUCUAAGAGCUGCUUCCAUCCGGGUUUUGGAGGCCGUGGCACAGUGAGGGCUCACGUGCUGGCCCCAGCCUUUGCUGGGGUACCUUACCGAGAAGGACUCUGGUCCCCAAGGAGCACGAGUGCUUCUUAAAUAAAUAACCACAAACUCCCAGACACCCGCUGUCCUUGCACAGCAGCAAAACAAAUCUGUCUGAGGAAUCGGGGUGAUUAACAGAAAGAAGCUCUACAGUAGAGAGAACAUUUUUCAUAUAAAACAUGACAACAAUGCCUUAAAAAUUACUGGAGAAAGCGGGAAGGGGAUGGCUCAGCGGAGCCAGCGCUGGCCGGGGGGACACUGGGUGUCCCUGGCUCGGUGCAGGGCAGGAGCUCCCUCCUCUCACCCAUCACGAAUGAGUCUAUUUUUAUUUGGCCAUUAUCAACACUAACACUUCAUUAUUACAGAUUCUCACGUGAUGCUUGUCCUGACUGUAAUUAGGUUUCAAAAAAUGGGAUUAAAACCAAUAAAAUGCACAUUAUACAUCUGGUUUAGUCUGGCUUCUUUUCCCCCCCCCCCUUUCCUCUUCUCGUGUGUGCACUCAGCAGCUCUUCCUGGCGGGGACGGCUGUGACUGAUGGGGCUGCAGGCCAAGGAGAAAUGGGAAGCGGGGAGGCUAAUGGAGACCCUCACCUCUUCUUCUCUAUUAGCCUCCUGCGACUCUGGGCGGUAGCUGCAAACUCAAUUAAAACAUCUGUACUUUCCCCUUCUCAAUUACGGCUCUUUACACUUAAAACCAAACAAAUUGAAUUGCUCCGCCGCCUCAGGCUGCAAAGGCAGUUUCUGCCAACAAAUUUAUUAUCGCCAUAAA